Heteronotia binoei (common prickly gecko) is the source of this 2458-nucleotide messenger RNA. Its product is annotated as zinc finger protein 420-like. Gene Ontology annotation, molecular function: RNA polymerase II cis-regulatory region sequence-specific DNA binding; DNA-binding transcription factor activity, RNA polymerase II-specific. NCBI's taxonomy places the organism in Eukaryota, Metazoa, Chordata, Lepidosauria, Squamata, Gekkonidae. The coding region runs from base 433 to 2112 and encodes 559 amino acids. The record is from RefSeq and is a predicted model, not a curated record. Gene Ontology annotation, biological process: regulation of transcription by RNA polymerase II. The transcript is spliced from 5 exons.
GAAACACAGGCUGGACCACUCCUUAUCCCUUCCUGGAGACUCUUGUCAUCCUGCCCUGUUGGAUCUGGUUGCCAUCUUCACCUUGGGAAAUUCCUGGAGAUUUGGCACUUUCUUUUACCACAGAGGCUUGGUAGGGGUACGCAAAUGAAUAUUGCCAGCACUAUAAGGGUUAAAAUCACCGAGGGGCCGAGCAAGGAGUGGAGGGGGGGAGCAGAAGAGAGGAAAAGCCCUUUGCAGCUGAAGAGAAAGAGAACGGCUGCAGAUGUGCAACAACAGGGGAGCAUCGCGCAGCUAAAUCCUGGGAAGGCUUACUCGGGUGUGGAAACAGCUGCUGUGCUGCACUGCCAGCCGAGCGUCCCUUUUCUUUUGAGGAGGUGGCUGUGUAUUUCACUGAGGCGGAAUAGGUCCUGCUAAAUCCAGACCAAAGAGCUCAUGCUGGAGAACUGUCAGACUGUGGCCUCUCUGGCAGAGGAUAAUCAGAAGAAUGAGAAGGAUGAAGAACUUCAUCAGCAGUUGUCAGAUAAAGUUAAAAACGAAGACAUGGAAGGAAACUUCAGUUCAAGUGGAACACUUCAAAUGCAUCAAGGAGUCCACGGAGUGGAGAAACCUUUUGAAUGCUUGGAGUGUGGAAAGAAAUUCAGUCAAUGUGGCACUCUUCAUCGGCAUCAAAUAACACACACAGGGGAGAAACCUUUUGAGUGCUCAGAGUGUGGAAAGAGAUUCAGUAAGACUAGCCAUCUAAAACAACAUCAAAGAACCCACACAGGGGAGAAACCUUUUGCAUGCUCAGAUUGUGGGAAGAGAUUCAGUCAGUGUGGCACUCUUCAUCAGCAUCAAAGAACCCACACAGGGGAGAAACCUUUUGAGUGCUCAGAAUGUGGAAGGAGAUUCAGUAAGAGUAGCCAUCUAAAACAGCAUCAACGAAUGCACACUGGGGAGAAACCUUUUGAAUGCUCAGAGUGUGGAAAGAGAUUCAGUCAGAGGGGCCAUCUUCAACAACAUCAAGGAACCCACAAAGAGGAUAAACCUUUUGAAUGCUUGAAGUGUAGAAAGAAAUUCAGUCAGCAUGGCAGUCUUCAGAUGCACCAAAGAACCCACACAGGGGAGAGACCUUUUGAAUGCUCAGAAUGUGGAAAGAGAUUCUGUCAGAGUGGGACUCUCCAAGAGCAUCAAAGAACCCACACAGGGGAGAAACCUUAUGAAUGCUCAGAAUGUAAAAAGAAAUUCAUUAAAAGUAGCCAUCUUAAACAACAUGAAAGAACACACACAGGGGAGAGACCUUUUGAAUGCUCAGAGUGUGGGAAGAGAUUCAGUCACAACAGCACUCUUCAAGAGCAUCAAAGGACCCACACUGGGGAGAAACCUUUUGAAUGCUCAGUGUGCGAAAAGAAAUUCAUUAAGAGUAGCCAUCUUAAACAACAUGAAAGAAUCCACACAGGUGAGAAACCUUUUGAAUGUUCAGAGUGUGGAAAGAGAUUCCAUCAGAGUGGUAGUCUUCAAGAGCAUCAAAGGACCCACACAGAGGAGAAACCUUUUAAAUGUUCAGAAUGUGGAAAGAGAUUCAAUCUGAGUGACAGUCUUCGAAAGCAUCAGAGAAUUCACACAGGUGAGAAACCUUUUGAAUGCUCAAAAUGUGAAAAAAGAUUCAGUCAGCGUGGAACUCUUCAGAUGCACCAAAGAAUCCACACAGGGGAGAAACCUUUUGAAUGCUCAGAAUGUGAAAAGAGAUUCAAAAACAGUAGCAAUCUUCUGCUGCAUCUAAGAACCCACACAGAGGAGAAACCUUUUGAAUGCUCAGAAUGUGGAAAGAGAUUCAGUCUGUGUGACAGUCUUCGAAAGCAUCAAAGAAUUCACACAGGUGAGAAACCUUUUGAAUGUUCAGAGUGUGGAAAGAAAUUCAGUCAGCAUGGGACUCUUCAGAUGCACCAAAGAAUCCACACAGGGGAGAAACCUUUUAAAUGCUCAGAAUGUGGAAAGAGAUUCAAUCACAGUAGCAAUCUUCAGCAGCAUCAUAGGACCCACACAGGUGAGAAACCUUUUGAAUGCUCACGGUGUGGAAAGAAAUUCAGUUGGAGUAGCUCUCUGCAACUGCAUCUAAGAAUCCACACAUGAGAGAAAUCUUUUGCGUGCUCAGAGUGUGGGAAGAGAAACAGUCAAUGUCACACUUUAACAGCAUCAGGUAACCCACAGAGAGGGUAAACCUUUUGAAUGCUCAGAUUCCGGAAAGAGAUUCAGUUAGCAUAACAGUCUUCGAAAGCAUUUAAGAACCCACACGAUGAGAAGACAUGUAAAUGUUUAGCUUGUGAAUGGGCUUUUCUGUUAUUUUAUGCCUAAAAAGACAGCCACAGACCAUACAAAGUGUUGAAAAGAUGUAAAGUGUUGUAAGUAGCUGGACUCUACACAGAAAACUUACCUUAUCCAUGAAGAAAUGCUAUAAUAAACGCUCAUUCUGUGGAAA